AUGGCUGCGAGUUCGUUUGAUUCGGUUCUUGUGCUUGUGUGCGGCCUCCCUGCUGCUGGGAAGACGACACUGGUAAAACGUUUGGUGAAUAAUGGCAGCACUGCGUCAAGGCUGUACGAGCGGAUCUCUUUCGACGACAUCUACGAGCACGCGGCGGCAAACGAUGAAGAUCGCGAGUUCGAUCCCGACAAAUGGAAAGCGUCGCAGCAAGCUAUGCAACUGGUGCUGCUCGUCGACGACAACUUCCAGUACCGGAGUCUGCGCAAGCGCUUCUUCCAACUCGCCGUACAGCUGGAUUGCGGCUUUGCGGUGCUGCACGUGAACGUCGAGACAGAACUAUGCCGCGAACGGAACAAUUCUCGGGGAAUCAACGGGAAUGAAGGUGCGCGCGUACCUGACGAGGUCUUUCGACGGAUGGCAGCAGCUUUUGAAGCUCCCAACGGAGAUCAAAAUCCGUGGGAAGUUAGCACCUGCGAGCUGAAUGACGCUGUCGAAAACGACGGCAUCGAAGACAUAAUGGACACAUUGAUCAAGCGCGCGGAGGGUGAACUCAACGAGCGACGUCUUUUGCAGUUGAAGAAGCAAAGCGAUGAAGAGCAACAGCGCCGCGGUCGCCUUGGAAUGCAGCAAAAUGUCCUCCACCUAGUUGACCUGGGGCUUCGCCAAUGGGUAUCUGCAAAACUUCGUGACGGGGUUGCGUUACCAUCUGGCAUGACCAAAGCACGCUUAGCGUCUCAACUGAACCAGCGACGUAAAAGCUUUCUCGCGCUGAUCAAAGGCUCACCCGGCCACAUCGCAGACCUCUUGCACGACAAACCUAUCGCGGAAGUGGUGGUUUCGUUAGUUGUGCGCUUCCAUCAGCAAGAAUAG
Molecule: messenger RNA, 870 nt
Organism: Phytophthora sojae
Lineage: Eukaryota; Oomycota; Peronosporomycetes; Peronosporales; Peronosporaceae
Exons: 4
Coding region: 1-870 (289 amino acids)
Molecular function (GO): tRNA binding; kinase activity
Source: RefSeq, a predicted model, not a curated record